UUUUGUAAUUUAAACAAUUUUUGGUAAAUCAUUUUUUUCUUUUAUUAGGUUUUAAUUAUCCACACGAUAUGCCAGUUAACAUCGUCCUGAGAAUUGUUGGAUGGAUUUGGCUCAUGGAUCAUGUCAAUUUUGUAUCGUCCACGGGACAGAUCGUUAACAUCGUGGGCACGAGAAAGGCCCAAUAUAAAGAAUUCCCUUACAGCGUCGUUUUUAUUUCGCGUAGCUCAAACAAACCGGUAUCAAUGGGCUCGGUAAUAACAGGAGACAAAAUACUUUCCGCAGCGCACUCUUUUUAUCAGCUCAAAGACGGAGCGCAGGUUCAAAUCGCAGCAAAUCGUCUGUAUGCCGUCGGCGGUAGCAGGUUCACGACGGCGAACGAAAUCGGGUAUGAAAAGAGAUCGUUAAAUUCCAUAAAGUCGCACCCGGAUAUCAAAUGGCUCGAGCACACAGUACUGAACGAUAUCGCGGUCGUUUACCUGUUUGAACCCUUCAAAAUCAACGACUAUGUCAAACCGCUUUCAGUUUUUAGCACAUCGACGGAUGUGUUUAAAAAGAAAUGGUACUCCCUGGGCGAGUCGAAAAUCGAAUGUGACGGUUUACGCUUCGGUGUGGUUUCAUCGACCAGUAAUAUAUCAUUCGUUAACAACAACGCUUUCUUGAAAGCGACACGUGUGCGUUUCCUCCCGCAAGAAGACUGCCAAAAACUGUACCCGGAAAUAGGCGAAGAAUUCAGGAAAGGGUACAUAUACUGCGUUACUUCUAAGUAUUCUAACGAAAGCAUGUGCGUCGGAGACCCUGGCAGCUCUCUUCAGUGCGAAGGCAACGUUUACGCAAUUUUCAUAAAAUCCAAAGGUUGCGGUGAACAUACUCAACCAGCACUUUACUUGUCAUUAGAGAAUUAUAUUAUAAUGUUUGGACUCUCAGGGCAAAAUAACAUUUUAAACUCGUUCAUAAUUACCUUCUUGAGUCUUCUUGUAUCAAUGUGUUUCUAAUAAAAUUUAAUGUUUAAAAUAACCUCUUAACGAUUUAAAAUAGGCCAGAUGAUAACUUUUUUAAG
Molecule: messenger RNA, 1057 nt
Organism: Cimex lectularius (bed bug)
Lineage: Eukaryota; Metazoa; Arthropoda; Insecta; Hemiptera; Cimicidae
Product: anionic trypsin-2-like
Exons: 1
Coding region: 69-992 (307 amino acids)
Biological process (GO): proteolysis
Molecular function (GO): serine-type endopeptidase activity
Source: RefSeq, a predicted model, not a curated record